This is a messenger RNA of Carya illinoinensis, 1591 nucleotides long. Its product is annotated as upstream activation factor subunit spp27-like. The transcript is spliced from 6 exons. The record is from RefSeq and is a predicted model, not a curated record. Gene Ontology annotation, cellular component: nucleus. NCBI's taxonomy places the organism in Eukaryota, Viridiplantae, Streptophyta, Magnoliopsida, Fagales, Juglandaceae. Bases 354 to 1334 code for a protein of 326 amino acids.
ACGUGAAAGUAUCCGAAGUUGCCGAAACUUUCUCACUUCAGCCCACCCACCAUCAACUGCGACGACCCCCGACGGAUUUUGAAGAUAAAUGCGAGGGCAAAUCCGUCCACUUGAAAGCUCAAAGGAAAGGGCACAAUUUAGGAGUGGCCCCCACUUGCGUUUCAUUGUAACGAGAAAACGAGUAUGGUAUGAAGCUUUAGAGAUAGAGAGGGUCUUUUAGUUUAUUUCCAUAUUUGUCCUCUUGUCGACGCCUAAUUCCAUUCCCCAUUUCGGUUCCUCUCGGAAUCCUUUUCUCGGUAGCCACCUGAGAGUCGCAGAGAGCGAGACCCAAAGCCGACCAGAAACAAAGGAAAAUGGUAUCGGACUCGGAGCUUAUUGCUCGGCUCCGGGAAUUUCUACGGAGCUCGGACCUGAACACGACGACCACGGCAACCGUGCGCCGAAAGCUCGAGGAAGAUUUCGGCGUGGAUUUGAUGGACAAGAAGGCGUUUAUAAGGGAACAGGUGGACUUGUUCCUGCAGAGCGAGCAUGCGAGAGCCGAAGAAGAUGGUGAAGCUGAAGACGACGAAGAAGGAGAAGACGAUCAGACGGCAGCGAAGGCUAAAUCGGAAGAAACCGGUGGUUCUGAUUCUCACGAUGAGGAUGAUGAAGAAGAAGUUCAGGAAAAGAGUAAUGGGAAGGGUAAAAGACGGUCGAACAAGCCUAAAAGUGAGGUAAAGAAGAGAGGGGGUGGUUUUAGCAAAUUAUGUGGCCUUUCUCCUCAGCUUCAGGAAUUCCUUGGGAAGCCUGAAAUGGCGAGGACUGAGGUUGUCAAGCAGCUGUGGGCCUAUAUUAGAGAAAAUAAUUUGCAAGACACUAAUAAUAGGCGGAAUAUAAACUGUGACGAACCGUUGCAUACCCUUUUUGGUGUUAAUUCCAUUGACAUGUUCCAGAUGAAUAAGGCCUUGUCAAAGCAUAUCUGGCCGUUGGACUCAGUUGUGCCGGUCAAAUCAACACAGAAGGACAAGCAGCGGAAACAAGAAAGAGAAGAAGAUCAAGAUGAGCCAAAAAGGAAGGAGAAAAGGCAGAAGGGAGGGAAAUCAGGUUUUCUUGCUCCUCUUCAACUUUCGGAUGCCCUUGUGAAGUUCUUUGGUACUGGGGAAAGUGAAUUAUCACGGGCUGAUACUGUAAAGAGAAUAUGGGACUAUAUAAAGCAAAACAACCUUCAGGACCCAUCUGACAAAAGGAGAAUAAUAUGUGAUGAGAAGCUGAAAGAACUCUUUGACGUUGACUCCUUUACUGGUUUCACAGUAUCAAAACUCCUGGUUUCUCAUUUCAUCAAGACAGAACAGUGAGUCUCACAGAUACUCUUCUUAUGAAGCCUAACGGAAUGGAAGUUUUGCUUCUAGGUCUAGUAUCUUUAUGUACGGCCCACAAACAGAGCAAACAAAAAAUAUUCUGCAAAGAAAAAAGAAAAAAAAAAGGGGGUCUUUUUUCUCUGGCACUUUUUACGACUUCUUCACGUCUUUUGUAGCUUUUGGAUUGCUGAAGUUUUAGUAUUUAUUUUCUUUCGUUUCUGAAAGAUGUGAAUGACAAGGACAGUGUUGAACUA